This is a messenger RNA of Engraulis encrasicolus (European anchovy), 2622 nucleotides long. RefSeq lists its product as uncharacterized. The record is from RefSeq and is a predicted model, not a curated record. The transcript has 6 exons. The coding region runs from base 262 to 1395 and encodes 377 amino acids. NCBI's taxonomy places the organism in Eukaryota, Metazoa, Chordata, Actinopteri, Clupeiformes, Engraulidae.
UCUUCCUUUCCUUCCUUCCUUCAUCGAGGGUGAAACAAAUUUUCAGCAGUCUAGUUGAUAAUGUUCCUUUGGUAACUUUUCUACUCGCCCAGUCCUCACGCAAUUCGAGCCCAACACGCGAAUACACGCGCUACAUUGAUUUGAGAAAAAUUGAACACUAGAUUGGGGGGGGAGGAGAAGGAAGGACACUACUUUCCUCUGUGCACUUCUGCAUCGAGGUGUUUCCUUAUCGUCGUCACUCGUUCACUUCCCUUGACCAAGAUGGAGGAUCAUGCAACCUACCCUGCAACCUCUGACUCGGUACCUUCGCAAGAACAGUCAGAUAGCCUGGAGGAUCCUCCUCUACCACGACUCAAGAUAUCCCCAAAAGAAGAGGUGUACAAAUUGAAUGACGCCGAGGUGGAGCAGUUAAUAAAAUUAAAGGCGUCAAAUGUAGCUCUCUUCAGUGGUCGGAGAAAUUCAGCAAAACUGGCAUGGAGAACCAUUUUGAAAGAGAUGGGCCUUCAGGGGAAGUUGUCUUUCUGGCAAGCAUUGAAGAAAUGGGACAACCUCAGAAACAAAUACAAUGAAAUAAAGAACACGCCAGCGGGUGCCUCUACGCCGGCGGGCGAGUGGCGCUGGUUCAAGCUGAUGGACGAUGCCCUGCAAGGCCGACUGGUGGGCAGUGCCAAGGUCCUGUCCCUCACCUCCGCCAUGAACAGCAGCGAGUUUCUGCCCAGGAAGCGCACAUCCAAGGACAGGAUGGAGAUGUGGCGACCAGCGGGUGUUGACAGCGGCCAGACGGAGUACACAGUGUCGGGCGAUGACUUCUGGGGUGCGGACGGCUCGUCGGGGGUGAUGGAGAUGGAGAUAGACAGGCAGGAGAUCGAGCAGGAGAGAGCCCAGCUGGACAGCGAUCGCAUCAUGGUGGACCGAGAGCGGGAGGUCCUGGAGAGAGAGAGGAUGGUCCUGGAUAGAGAGAGGGCUGGGAUCCAGAGGGAACAGGCCUCCGUGGAACGGGACCGGGCUUCUCUGGAGAGAGCCAGGGCAGGAGUGGACCGAGAGCGGGCCCAGCUGGACAGGAGGAUGGCACGGCUGGAGACGGAGAGGGCUAAACUGGAGAGACAGAAGCUGGACCUUCGCAGAGACAGCAGGGGCAAGCUGGACCUUCAGAGAGACAACAGGGGCAUAGAGAAGGAGAAAGAGAGGGAUGGGGAUGGGGAGAAGGACAAAAUGCCGUCUGGGAGAGAUGUCAACAAUAGCAUCACAAGCAGCAGCCUUAAAUCAGAAAAGAACGGAGAGUCUGUGAGCCCACCCGAGAAGAGGAGGAAAGAGGAUUUGGGAUUGGAUGACUCACAGAUGGAGAAGAGACAGAAGUUCCUGGAUUUGUUUGAGAAACUCAUAGAGAAAUUCUAAAGGCCAUGCAUUAAGCUGUGGGCUGGACUACUGUGUGCUUGUUUGUGCACUGUAGAGUACACUUCACUGUGUGGGGGAAGCUUACAGUAUAUUGCGGCAGCUUACCUUGGCCUGAUUUUUUUUUCUUCUAAUUUUUGUAUUUUUUUAAAAAUGUUAUGAAGGAGACACUAGCUUAAUUUGUUUGUGUUCCCUCUUCCCACGAUACUAUUGUUUCGGAAUGUACUUUAUUAAGUUUCUUUAUUUAGAAACUUGGAGAGAAAUUAUGAAGGAUACAAAGUUGUGAACUAAACAUGAGUACACUAUAUUCCAAAUUAGUUAGCUGUUGAUUUCAUUUCCUAUUCUUAUUCAACAAUUUAUGAUUUAUUUUUUCAUUUUUGUACAUCUAUACAAUGUGUAAUGUGCAUAAAAAUGUAAAUGUGUGUAAUAAUUUAGAACAGUGCAUUUUCUCUCUUUUUUUGAGGUUUGCGGAAUGUCAUUCGAAAUCUCCUUAAACAAUCUACUAUUGAGGACAAUCAGAGAAAAAUACAUCAUCUACACAGUGUAGAUAAUUUACCAGUUCAUUGGAGAGGAAAGAUUUUUAUUUUAUUUUAUCAAGUUUUAAGAAGGAUCUGCAUUGUAAGCUUCAAUAUUGUUUUUCCACUGAAAACUGAAAACUAUACACUGUUUGGCCACAGUCUUAGCUGCUCGUAGAUUUUCAUGUUGGUAUGAAGGAGCGCAUUUCGAUUCAACAUUUCCUUCACUGUUUGGAGUGCAGGAUUAACAAUUUCACCUAUUCAGAGAUUUUUGUUUUUGGUAUGAAGGUUUGAAGCAGGGAGUGAGCUGUUGCAUUCAUGGCUGUCCAGAGGCCUAAAUAGUGCCUUAUUCGCUGAGGCUUAUUAUGUUACGUAGGACCAAACCAAUGCCACUCAUGGUGCACAGUUUAGUGAAUGUAACCAGGCCUAUUCAUUGUGGACAGAGCAUAUGUUUCUUAAUCAUAAUUGUACAUAAUACAUUGACCUCUAUUGCCUUUGGAGGUUUACUGAUGCCGCUGUAUAUGCAUCUAAAUAUAUACAAUACACAUAUAUUUUAAAGACAUGUUUAGAACAUGAAUAAAUCAUGCAUUCCCUCCAUUGCAGUGGUUUGAUUGAACCACCAUUUCAGAACAUGCAUCCAAUUAAUCAACACUGUAUAUGGUAACAAAUGAGAAUAAUAAGACAACAAUAAAGGGAAUUCCAAUAUGGUUUCACA